CUUGCUUUCUUCUACAAACCGCACACCAUUACGUUACUGACAUUUAUUGUUUUCCACAUUAUGUACUUUUACCAGGACCUUUCACAAGACCACAUCCCACUAUAUGGCGUAUGGUUUUUGGUCUUCAUUACUUCCUCUUUCUGGUAUUUUACAUCUUUCUGAACUGGGAUCAGGUGAAAACACUGUUGUACUGGCUAGACCACAAUUUGUGUUACGACACUCGGGAGCCAGAUGUCAUGCACAUCUUUGUCUUUCAAGCCUCUCAUCCUCUCAGCUGGUGUUUGAUCAUCUUCAUCGGGGUCAUCACUGCACCCCCAGAACGAGACAAUAGAGAAACUGCCCUCCUCCAUAGAUGUCUGCAACGCACUGAGCCGGAUCAGUCCGCACAAAGCAGCUGGACCAGACAAUCUCCAUGGACGUGUACUCAGGGCGUGUGCAGAGCAGCUCGCUGGAGUUUUUACAGACAUUUUCAACCUGUCUCUUGCCCAAGCAACUGUGCCAACAUACCUUAAAUCCACCUCUGUUGUACCAGUCCCAAAACACUCCAGCCCAACGUGCCUGAACGACUACCGCCCUGUAGCACUCACACCCAUUAUUAUGAAGUGUUUUGAGAGGCUGGUCCUAGCACACCUGAAGGACUCUCUGCGAUCCACACUAGACUCAUACCAGUUUUCUUUCUGAGGACACUGAAGAAGGACCAGCUGUCCCAGGCUAUCCUGGUCUACUUAUGUCGCUGUGCAAUAGAGGACAUCCUGACAAACUGUGUCACAGUAUUGUAUAGGAGCUGCUCUGUUGCUUAGCACAAGGCAAUGCAGCGGAUGGUGAGAAGAGUCAAGCGCAUCACAGGGAUUCCGCUGCCAGACAUUGAGGACAUCCAAAAGAAAAAGUGUCUAUUUAGAGCUUGCAGCAUUCUUAAGGACACCUCUUAUCCCGCCCACAUACUGUUUUCUCUCCUGCCCUCCGGCAGACAUUUCAGUUGCCUCCGAACCAGGACCAGCAGACUGAAGAACAGCUUUUUUCCCAGAGCUCUAUUGAACUCUGCCCCUCACUGAUCCCACUGCCCUGCAUAUACGGCUACACCAGGCUAAAGUUUGGUUAUUGACAUUACUGGACUGUUCAUUGCAGUACCUGCUGUUCACGAAUGCAUUUUUGCAUCCCAGUACUUCAACCAAAUAUCCAAUAUCUUCUUCCACUGCACUGUUACUUGGCUAGCUUCUGUCCAUUAUUUAUUUGCACUACUCUAUAUCCAUUGCACUACUACUCACCAUAGCCUCACUUAUCAUUGUAUAUACCCCAUCUGUAUAUUUCUGUGAAUAGUAAUAGCCAACUGUAUAUUAUGUUCCUGUACAUACCCAUUUGUAAAAUACUUCAUCAUAUUGAUUUUUUUCCUGCACUUA
Molecule: messenger RNA, 1397 nt
Organism: Triplophysa dalaica
Lineage: Eukaryota; Metazoa; Chordata; Actinopteri; Cypriniformes; Nemacheilidae
Gene: ptdss1b
Product: phosphatidylserine synthase 1b
Exons: 5
Coding region: 111-512 (133 amino acids)
Source: RefSeq, a predicted model, not a curated record